AUGGUGACUUCUGUCGAUGAUCGGCGGUUCGGCUACCUCGAGAAGGGCGGCGGCAAGCUGCCCUCCCCCUUCGUCUCCGGCGCCGGUGACUCUUUCUCCAACGGCGGCGCCACCUCCUUCCGCCGUCACCAUCACCACCACCACCACCACGAGGACUCCGACGAUGAGGACCCCGACUACGAGGAAUACAUCGCGGCAUUGAAGGCCUCGUCGGGGGCAGGAGAGAUUGAGCCGUCGGCGCUGGACGCGAGGGACGAGGCCACUGCCGACGCAUGGGUGGAGCGCAACUCCAGCCUGAUCCGGCUGACGGGGAAGCACCCUUUCAACUCAGAGCCACCGCUGAGGCGGCUCAUGCACCAUGGCUUCAUCACCCCCAUCCCCCUCCACUACGUGCGCAACCAUGGCGCCGUCCCAAGGGGGAAAUGGGAGGACUGGUCCGUCGAGGUGGGUGGCCUCGUCCGGCGGCCCCGCCGCCUCACUAUGGACGAGAUCGCCGGGGAGUUCGCUGCCAGGGAGCUGCCCGUCACGCUCGCCUGCUGCGGCAACCGGCGCAAGGAGCAGAACAUGGUGAAACAGAGCAUCGGGUUCAAUUGGGGCGCCGCCGGCGUGUCCACCGGCGUGUGGCGCGGCGCUCGCCUCUGCGACGUCCUCCGCCGCUGCGGAGUCAUGCGGCCCCCCACCGGCGGUGCCGCCACCGGCGGCGCGCCGCCGAGGAUGAACGUCUGCUUCGAAGGCGACGAGGACCUCCCAGGCGGCGGCGGCUCCAAGUACGGCACCAGCCUCCCUCUCGAGGUGGCCCUGGACCCUGCCAAUGACAUCAUCCUCGCCUACAUGCACAACGGCGAGUUCCUCUCUCCGGACCACGGCUUCCCGGUGAGGAUGAUCAUUCCUGGGUACAUCGGCGGGCGGAUGGUGAAAUGGCUGAGGAGGAUCCUGAUCACUACGGCGGAGUGCGACAGCUACUACCAUUACCACGACAACAAGGUCCUUCCUUCCUUUGUGGACGCCGAACUCGCCAAGGCCGACGGUAAGGCCAUCGACGCCGGCCCUGUUUUCUCUCUACGCCAUGAAAUCUGCUCUGCUCGACCAUAACGUCUCCUGCUCCUGCCAUCGCAACAGGUUGGUGGUACAGACAAGAGUACAUGAUUAAUGAGCUCAACAUCAACUCCGUCAUCACCACCCCCGCCCACGACGAGAUCCUCCCCAUCAACUCCGUCACCUCCCAGAGGUCUUACACCAUGAGGGGAUACGCCUACGCCGGUGAGCCUCUCUCUCUCUCUCUCUCUCUCUCUCUCUUUCAAGUCGGGUUCCCUUUUAGAGCUCCUCCGGGCGUGCAAGUUGGAGGUUCUUCAGAAGGAUGUCCCAUUAGCAUUAUGCCAGGCCUUGUCGUUCCCGGGCACUUGCCAGGGGAUCGACGUGUAGUCCUCGUCACCAUGUAGAAGGGAGGUCGGCGCUGGGAUGGGGACGAAGGAGCGGUCCCUUUCUGUGCCAGCAGCCUUUCGCUAAUUUCCGUCCGUCUUCCUCUUGCUCGAGUAGGAGGGGGAAAGAAGGUGACGCGGGUUGAGGUCACGCUGGACGGCGGUGAGACAUGGUUGCAGUGCGAGCUCGACCAGCCUGAGUGGCCCAACAAGUACGGCAAGUAUUGGUGCUGGUGCUUCUGGUCCGUCGAUCUCGAGGUCCUCGACCUGCUCGGCGCGAAGGAGAUCGCCGUCCGAGCCUGGGACCAGGCCCUCAACACCCAGCCGGAGAAGCUCAUCUGGAAUGUCCUCGUGAGUGCCCUAUCGCCUCCUCCUCCUCCGGCGUUGCUGCCAUGAAACUAACUGGUUGAUUGUCUAUCGCUGUGGCAGGGAAUGAUGAACAACUGCUGGUUCCGGGUGAAGGUGAACGUGUGCCGGCCGAAUAGGGGAGAAAUAGGGCUUGUGUUCGAGCACCCGACGAAGCCGGGGAACCAGACGGGAGGGUGGAUGGCACGGGAGAAGCACCUUGAGGUCACCGAGGGGCAGUCCAUGAAAAAGAGCAUCUCCAGCCCCUUCAUGAACACCACCACCAAACACUACUCCAUGUCGGAGGUGCGCCGGCACAGCACGAGGGACUCGGCGUGGAUCGUCGUCCACGGGCACGUCUACGACUGCACGAGCUUCCUCAAGGACCACCCCGGCGGCGCCGACAGCAUCCUCAUCAACGCCGGCACCGACUGCACCGAGGACUUCGACGCCAUCCACUCCGAGAAGGCCAAGUCCAUGUUGGAGACCUACCGCGUCGGCGAGCUCAUAACCACGGGAUACCUCUCCGACACCUCCAACCACGGCGCCAACAACCUCGCCCUCCUCUCCUCCAUCGCGGAGGCGGCGCCGCCGCCGCGUAGGGCCGUCGCUCUUGUCCCCCGGGAGAAGAUUCAGUGCAGGCUUGUCUCCAAGACCUCGAUUUCCCACGACGUCCGCCGCUUCCGCUUCGCCCUGCCGGCGGCGGACCAGGUGCUGGGCCUCCCCGUCGGCAAGCACAUCUUCCUCUCCGCCCUCGUCGACGGCAAGGCCUGCAUGCGAGCGUACACCCCUACGAGCACCGACGGUGAGAUCGGCCAUUUCGAGCUGGUCGUGAAGGUAUACUUCAAGGACGUCCACCCCAAGUUCCCCAGGGGGGGGCUCAUGUCGCAGCACCUCGAUUCCCUCCCCCUCGGCGGCGCCGUCGACGUGAAGGGCCCCCUCGGCCACAUCGAGUACACCGGCGCGGGCAACUUCUCCGUCAACGGCGAGUGGAAGCGCGCGAGGAAGCUCGCCAUGGUCGCCGGCGGCACGGGCAUCACGCCCAUCUACCAGGUGAUGCAGGCGGUGCUCAGGGACCCGGAGGACCAGACGGAGAUGCAUCUGGUGUACGCCAACCGGAGCGAGGACGAUAUCCUACUGCGAGAGGAGCUGGACGGCUGGGCGAAGGAGCGGAGCGAGCAGCUGAAGGUGUGGUACGUGGUGAACGAGGCUAAGGAUCCCGGCUGGACCUACAGCGUCGGGUUCGUCACCGAGGAGAUCCUCCGGCAGCGGGUGCCGGCGGCGGCGGAAGACGUGCUGGCGCUGGCCUGCGGCCCGCCACCAAUGCUGCAGUUCGCCGUGGUACCCAACCUCGAGAAGAUGGGUUACGACGUCAAGAACGCCCUGCUCCAGUUCUGA
Molecule: messenger RNA, 3161 nt
Organism: Spirodela intermedia
Lineage: Eukaryota; Viridiplantae; Streptophyta; Magnoliopsida; Alismatales; Araceae
Source: the annotation of a GenBank genome assembly